Podarcis lilfordi (Lilford's wall lizard) is the source of this 15169-nucleotide messenger RNA. The record is from the annotation of a GenBank genome assembly. Lineage: Eukaryota; Metazoa; Chordata; Lepidosauria; Squamata; Lacertidae.
AGUGAGGGCUCGCUCGGCCGUCUCAUUCCUGGCAAAAAAGACAACAACGCAUGGCCGCCCGUUACAAUGCCCAGCCCUCCUUCCCUUUCUCCGCCAUCUUAAAAUUGGGCAGGGAAGACGAGGGAGUCAAAUGCAGCGUCGCUUGGUCAACGGGCCUCCUUUCAACUGCCAAGUGUCCCGGAAGUCGAGUGAGGGAAGAGGAAGUCGAGUGAGGAGCUGCCACUUGGCCUUCAUGGCAACAGCUGAGGGAGCUGGGCAUAUGCUGGCGGCAGGGAUGGUGGCGGGAGGCUGAGGCACAGGCCGUUUCUCGGGCUCCCUUGUAGCUUUCUCGCUCUGCGUGACGGGAGCCGGCCUGCCUGUCUCUCCGCGUGCACCGCAAGGGCGCCUGUCCUUCGAGCUGCGGGUCCGAGGGACGGGAGGCAGCCUCCAGGGGUUGGUUCGGGGCCUCCGAGCCUCUCCGCGGAGGCAGCGGGCGGACGGGGCCUCGGGGGGAGUUUGCGGCGUCCCAGGCGCGCAGGUGUCUCGCGGGGUCUCGGCCUGUUGCGGGCGCGGGAGGAGGCGCCGCUGUCCCGCUCGCUGCUUCAUGCGACCCCUGAGGCUGGCUCCCCUUCCGCAGCCGGGAAGGCGAAUCCUCUCGUGAGUCGGAGCCCCUGCGAGCAGCUCGGCCGAGGAGCAGAAGCCGGCCAUGGAUGACUUCUUGUCGAUCAGCUUGCUCUCCCUGGCUAUGCUGGUUGGCUGCUACGUGGCCGGGAUCAUCCCUUUAGCGGUGAACUUUUCCGAGGUAAGGAGGAGGCUCCCGCGUAACUGUCCGUCCGCUUUUGUAACGGAGACGCGCAGGAGCGAGUUCGUCCGGUGUAUGUGUGUGUGAGAGACAGACAGACAGACAGAACCGCCUGCUUUUUCAAAAAGGGUGAGGCAGCAAAUGAGAAACAUUGAGAGAAAGCAACUUAAUAAAUGCUCUGGGUAAACGAAAGCCUAACCUGCAAACUUAGCCCACCUUUUGAAAUAGGGUACACGUCCCAGCUACCCAUGAUCCAAACGUCACGAUUUCCGUGCUCUGCGAUGACUAGGGGGGAAGAAGAGGUGGCAAAAAUUGGAGGUUUUAAAAAAGCAAAAGCAGCGUUUUGAGUUCUCUCUGUGAUUAACUGUAAUUUUUACUUGACUAAGUUCCCUCUGAUCUUUAACUCCCUCUGCUAAGGGUGUGUGUGGUGCAAAUGUUGGUAAAGGUAAGUAGCUUUAACAUUUGUAUUGUGUGGCUUGGUUUGUAUAGCUUGCAGAAAUGUCUUGUGAAAUCCAAAUUACUGAGAACUCGGUAUUCUUUAUACUAAAAAUGUUGAUAUAUUUUUUAUCACUUUGUUAUUGUCCUUUACUGGUAACUCAAACUUGAACAAGGAAACUUUUUUCCAUAACCUCUACCUGUUGCCUCACAUCUGUCCAUUUGACAGAGUAUCUCUGAUUCUUCUGAUCUUAUAUGUAAAAAAAAUUUGCAUGCAUAGCACUAGGGUUGUGUUGUGAUAAAAACUUUCUGAAAAAUACUUUUUGAAGCUUCCAUGGUGUGUGCGUUUUUUUGGGGGGGGGGUGAAAUUUGAUGCUAAAGGUUAAAUGUACAAGACAAACAAUCACCCGAUGUUUCAUGUAUUAAAGGCAGUACUUGAGUUCUUAUAUGGGCUUUCAUUUCUUAAGAAAUGGCAUCAUAUUUAAAGGAAGCAUAUAUGCUAAAUAACACUAUUAGAAAAGAUUUCUAUAAUAUGCGGCAACUACUUUAUUGUGAGAAACAUGAAUGGCACGGUUGCUUUUGAAUACUUUUUACUGUACUAUGAUUUUUCUCUUUGGGAGAAUUGACUGUAAAGUGCUGAGCUAUAACAAGUAAUUUGAAAAUAUUGCUGGUUUAGAACAAGUAGUUGGAGUAGGCAGCUUCCUUAGUUGUGUAACUUUUGUAGUGAAUGGCACCUUUUCAGCUUAUUGCAAGCUAAUUGCAAGUUUUUCCAGAAAUCUUGGAUGUACUGUACCUUUGGGCCACAGUGGCUGAGGAGCUAUGUAUUUGGAAGAUGAUACUACAUUUUUCUACAUGGCUGGUUAAAUAAAAGCCUGGUUUGUUCAGUUCCUAAUUCCACUGCUGGAAGCCUCCUCUGGAUCUCAGUCCCUUAUGCAAACAGAAGGAGCCCUUCUACCAACUUGCUUAAGCAAGCUAGGGCAGUGUAAUACAUUAAUAUUAAGUGGUGCUCAUAUUGGAAAUUCUCAAAAUGGGUUUUUAAAGCACUGCACAUUUGUUAUGUGUAUGUGGUCCAGAGACCUCUUGAUCGACUAUCGCUUCCUGCAGUGUAUGCCCACAUUAGAUUUUGGAGAUUUGUAGGGUUUCUGUAGAUAGCUGUGUGAAUCAGUCCUUGGUAAAAUGCCAGUUCAAAUACAUGUAUUCAGAAUUGCACUAUUCGGUUUCUCUUUUUUAAACAGUUAUUUGCAUUUUUGCUUUCCUGUUUUGCCAAGAUGAAAGGCAAUGAGAGGAGACCCACCCUUGCUUUCUAGCUUAGAGCUGGCAAGAAGUGACACUGCAAUUGUACUGUGUUUCAGAAGGCACAUUACAAUGAUCCAUCCUGCUGCUAUGCUGCUCCAAGCUACAAACAAAAGUUGGGAUAGCCAUUUUUGUGGUAAGGUGUGUAAAGUGCCACCACUGCCCAUCACAAAAAAGCCCCAGACUUAUUCUCCAGCUCCAGAGUUUAAGGUUGGGGUUGUCAGUGGGCAGGCAAGACGCUUGAAGUGCCACAUCUGGCUAGCACCAAAACAAGUUUCUGUUCCCCUCUCCCAAUUCUAAUAUCAAGAGCUCAGGUGUAUAUUUGAGCAAACAAUAUCUAUCCAAAAAUUAUUUGUGUGUCAUAAUUUUGGUUCUUAUGAAAUAUUCAUUCUGAAUUUUACUUGCAGGAAAGAUUGAAGCUGGUCACAGUCCUUGGUGCUGGACUUCUUUGUGGAACUGCCUUGGCUGUCAUUGUGCCUGAAGGAGUACAUGCACUUUAUGAAGAUAUCCUGGAGGGUGAGAAAACAACACUAUUAUUCUGGUGCAGAGUAUGUGGGUUAAACGAGGUAACUGUUAGGUGCACUAGUAGCUGGUUGACUGACCGAACCCAAAGAGUACUCAUUAAUGGUUCCUCAUCAUCCUGGAAAAAAGUGACAAAUGGGGUGCCGCAGGGUUCUGUCCUGGGCCCGUUGUUGUUCAACGUCUUUAUAAACAACUUGGAUGAAGGAAUUGAGGGGAUGCUCAUCAAAUUUGCAGAUGACACCAAACUGGGAAGGGUAGCUAAUGCCACAGAAGAGAGCAUCAGAAUUCAAAAUGACCUUAACAGAUUGGGACACAUGUAAGGUUUUGCACUUAGGCAGGAAGAACCAGAUGCACAAAUAGAGGAUGGAGGACCUCUGGCUUACUAGCAGAACAUGUGAAAAGGAUCUAGGGGUCUUGGUGGACCACAAGCUUAACAUGAGUCAACAGUGUGAUUCAGCAGUAAAACAAGCUAAUGCUAUUCUAGGCUGCAUCAACAGAAGUAUAGUGUCCAGAUCAGGGGAAGUAAUAGUACCACUGUGUACUGUGGUCAGACCACACCUGGAAUACUGUGUCCAGUUAUGGGCACCACAGUGUAAGAACGAUGUUGACAAGCUGGAACGUGUACAGAGGAGGGCAACCAAGAUGAUCAAGGGUCUGGAAACUAAGCCUUAUGAGGAGCGUUUGAAGGAGCUGGAUAUGUUUAGCCUGGAAAAGAGGAGAUUGAGAAGAGAUACGAUAAUCGUCUUCAAAUAUCUUAAGAGCUGUCACAUGGAGGAGGGAGCAUGCUUGUUUUCUCCUGCUCUGGAGGGUAGGACUCGAACCAGUGGCUUCAAGAUGCAAGAAAGGAGAUUCCGACUAAACAUUCAAAAAACUUUCUGACGGUAAGAGCUGUUCAGCAGUGGAACCUCCCAUGAGAGGUGGUGGACUCUCCUUCCUUGGAGGUUUUAAACAGAGGUUGGAUGGCCAUCUGUCAUGGAUGCUUUAGCUGAGAUUCCUGCAUUGCAGAGGGUUGGACUAGAUGACCUUUGGGGUCUCUUUGGUUUUUAUGAAAUAUUCAUUCUGAAUUUUAUUUAUCUAAGAUUCUAUGAUUAAAAAUUCAAGCACUGGUUACUACAGAAGAGAAACUUGUAGUUUAUUUGCAGUCCCAAGUUGUGGUCUUUAUAGACCAUGAGGUAUUUUGAAUUGUAACAGUUGUAGAACAAUUUUAAGCUUUCUAUUUCCAUCAUAAUUAAAGGUCCAAAAUAGAUUAAAGAUCAUAACCAGGAUCUGGAUAACUUUGAAACUUACUUCUGUGAGCCCAAGGAGGAAUUUUGAUUUGUUUUUCUUGACUAACAGCACUCCUUGCCACAUGGCAGUCGGUUUUUGAAAUGGAGGGGGCUUUCAAAAGCAGCUUGUGAUAUACCAUGGGGAUUCAAAGAUUAUAAUGUGAAAAAUAGGUAAAAUUCUGGACAGUUCUAUGUGCUUAUUAGAUUUUAAUCCUACCCUUCCUUUGAGAAGACUGUACCUCACAGUGUGGUGUUGUUGCUGCUGCUGCUGCUGCUGCUGCUAAUUUAUUUAUUUUAUCUGCCCUUUACCUUAAGGUCCCAGGACAGGAAACAAUAUUAACAACAAUUUAAAACAACUUACAACCAUAAGAUUAAGGUGUUAGGCUGAGAGAACCAGCCUUCUUUGCACAUCUCAUUUAAAUCAUAAUUUUAAACAAACUAUAGUUUAAUGUAAAUUAGCAUCCUGCUGCUGCACUCUUCUCAAGAAUUCCUUUGGUGCUGCUCCCUCCUGCCAUGCAGAAGAUGAAACGAGCCAGAUUCUGACUUGUCUCAUCUGAACCUGGGCUUAUAAUUUGUUGUGGAGAGGGGAGGAACAAACCACAAGUUUGGGUUUGGAUAACAGGACAAGCCAGCAUCUGACUUGUUUGAUUUGUGAAGAACGUUUGAGCAGUGUGCAUCACCAUGCUGCUCAUUCACAUUAAACCAUAGCUUAGCUGUACAACAGCAGGACCCCAAAGUGGAGCAAGAGGAUCUUAAAUACACCUAAAAAUCUUUACCUUUGCUAGCAUAAAGACUGCAUAGUUUCUCUUUAUUCGAAGGAACCUGUCUGUUUUGUCUAAGGAUGGAGACAGAACUGUGUAACAGCUGGUGUUUGUAUUUUCAGAGAUGAGGAGUUGAGCAUUAUGUGUCUUGCCUUCCUAAAGUGCCUUGGUGCAACCUGAAGCCUGUGUUACACAUAAAAGAGUAUUUUGAAUGUCUGCUGCCUCCUUCUACAUCUCAUUUUUAGACUCUUACCAGAUAUAGAUACAGAUGGUUUUUUCAUCAGACAGCCUCGCCAAACCCCACCCAAGCCAUCUGGAGAACUCAAAACCUUGCACACCAUUUUGCAACAUUUGAGUUGGCCUAAUAAAGAAAUUACCCUAAUAAAGUUUUUGGCAUUCCGCUAAUAGGGUACCUUUGCCUUAGAUGAAUGCUUCACUUUCCAAUUGUUAAUCAUUUGGAAACAGAUACAUCCACCCUGCAAAUAAGGGUGAAUAAGAAUAUAUUCACUGUCCUCUUUGUUGCUCAUUCCCCAUCUCCUUAACUGUCUCCUCUUUCUGUUUACUAACUCUUUCCAUCUGGAAAAUGUGAUGCAGCUCAGAGAGCUGGGGAGGCGGAUGACUGAGCCAUGUUGGUGUUACAUCCUGGGGCAGCCUUUUUCAACCUAGGGUCCCCAGAUGUUGUUGGACUACAACUCCCAUCAUCCCUAGCUAGUAGAGCCAGUGGUUAGGGAAGAUGGGAGUUGUAAUCCAACAACAUCUGGGAACCCAAGGUUGAGAAAGGCUCCCUGGACAUAUAACAAUCUCUUCCUGGGAUAUAAAGAACACCACAUAGCUAUCCUGAUUACCUCAUAUGCUAUAGAGAAUUUGGUUAUCAUUGCAAUAUUCUAUUUCCAAAAGCAGGAAAGAGUGCUUUGGGACUAGUAGGGCAACAAAUUGUUUACCAACUUUGACAAUUAAAAAUAAGUUGGGAAUGUAACGUUUGAGGCUUCUGUGUUAUAACUCCAGAUUGUCCUGUUUUUGUUUCUUCUAGCAAAGCACCACCCAGCUAGCGAGACUCAAAAGAUGGUUGAAUCAGAAAAAGCAGCAGAUGUGCCCGUAGUACAUGACCAUGUCCACAGCCAUGACCAUUCAAGGUUACAUGCUUAUAUUGGUGUUUCCCUGGUCCUUGGGUUUGUCUUUAUGCUUCUGGUAGAUCAGAUUGGCAGUUCUCAUGUCCACGCUACAGAUGGUAAGUCUUAACUUUUAUGGACACAUAACCAGAAUAAAUGACGAGGGCCUUGAAAUAUUCAAGUAACUGAAUGAAUAUUCUGGUAUUCACUCUUAAGUAAAACAAUUUGUUAUACACUCACUGAUGUAAAGAAAAUGUUUCAUAAUAUGCCAGAUUUUUACAGUUAAACAAAAAAGUACACAGUAUGACAGCUUAGUUUUAAAGUACUGGGUAAAUGCGGUCUUAAUUCAGGAAAUAAUAGCAAUCAGUGAAAAUGCAGCUACUUGUAUUUUAUUUAUUUUAAUAAAUUUAUAUCCCACUUUUCAGGAAAUGCUAAACAAACAAAUAACAAAAAGUAUAUGAAACAGUCCAAUGAAACACAGAAAAUUGAUUUAAAAAUCCAUAGAUAAAAUACUAGAAACAACAAGCAGCAAUUAAUAUAUAUCCAGGGCCAGUUGCAGCAAACAGACCCAUCACAUAAAAGCAAGAAUAGAAUGGGCAAUAGGAAAACUGAAGUUUAAUGUCUCUCAAAACUUUUUGGAAUAUUCCACCUUCCCUUAAUUCUAAACAUAAUCUGAAAUAAAGAAACAGGCGACCUUUUAAGAAGUUGUAGUUUGGUUGCAGUUGAAAGGUUGUGCCUUAAUGCCUGUAAUAUUUUCCUUUAGGGGUCUCUUCCUGCUUAUUUGUAUCUUAUUUGCUUAAGAUUCCUUUAUUAUUUCAGACCCAGAAGCAGCAAGGUCGGGCAAUUCCAAAAUUACUACCACACUGGGACUAGUUGUUCAUGCUGCAGGUAGGUUACUGUUUUUCAUUUCUGCAUAAUGCCAAAGACCUUCAUAUAUUGUCAAGUCACCUGGGUUAGAAUUAGGGUUGCUUUGCUAAAUGUGACACAAGUAAUUAGUCCUUUGCAUCAUGCUUGCUAUAGCCAGCUCCAGGCUAACUGAACAUUAUCUUGUAUUGAAGGAGCUGGGAGAGAGAAGACUGUCAUGAAGCUCAAGGAGAUGUACCUAAUGGGGACAUGCAAUUCAGUGCAUAAGCAAGAAGCAUCACAUUUGCUUUUAAUUUAAGUUUUUUUUCUGAGGGGUGGGGGAAGCUUCUGGUUCAGGUCUCUGGAGUGGAAUAAGAGGUGUGUUGGUACGCUUGUUCCUUGCAUAAAUUGGUCCCAGUAAGCCUUUGAUCAGUGGGUGAGUUCACUUUUGUGUGGUUUGGUUUUUUUCCAUCCUCAUUAAGCUGAUGGUGUUGCCUUGGGUGCGGCUGCUUCCACAUCUCAGACCAGUGUCCAGCUAAUAGUGUUUGUUGCGAUUAUGUUACAUAAGGUAAGUUUUGAGUCUCAAACCUUUACAUAUUUCUUGUUUGCUUGUUAAAUUUAUUACAGUUCUAGAGCACCUUUCAUCUGAGCAUCACAGGGCAAUUUACAACACAAAAAUGUGUAAGAUAGUAACAAACAAAAACAAUACCCGCCACAGUUUAAAAGGCCAUAGAUUGGCUCAUUAGCCAAAGGCCUGGGAGAAAAGUUGUUUUUGCCUGGUGCCUAAAGAUAGAUAAUGAAGAUACCAGGCAAGCCUCCCUGGGGAGAGCAUCCUACAACGGAGCCACCACAGAAAGGGCCCGUUCUCAUUUUGCUGCCCUCUGGACCUCUCAUGGAAGAGGCCUCAGAUGAUGAGCACAAGGUCCAGAUCUGAUCAUAUGGCAAGAAAAGGUCCUGAGCCAUUUAAGGUUUUCCUUCAAAACCAGCACUUUGAAUUGGGCCCAGAAACUAAUUGGCAGCUAGUGCAAUCGGACCAGGAUUGGCACUCUGUGCUGAAGCGAUCUUGUCCUGGAGAGCAACCCGCCACUGAAUUCUGCACCAGCCGAAAUUUCUGAACCAUCUUCAGAGGAAGUCCCAUGUAUAACACAAUGCAAUAAUCUAUAUAUUUCACUAUCAGCUGUUACGAAUUUGAAAUUGUAACAGAAAUUCUCUCUGGUUGUAUAAAUUUAGAUUCAAUAAACUGUGUCUUAAGACAUCCACACAUUUUCUUAUUUUUUCUUUAGUUGGCAUACAAUUAUAUAUUGCAUCCUAGUAGUAAAGAUAUGCAUUUAAGUGUGUGGUAUCUGACAUCUUUCUGAUAGCCUAGGAUGGGAAAGGAGUGAUAAAAGGUUGAAAUCAGAGUCCUUUCCCUGUGAGGAAAGAGUCAUUUUAGCUUAUUUUAAAAAGCAGAAAAGGGAGGUCAUGCUAGAAGGUUCUAAAUCUAUGAGUUGAGAAUCUCCCCACUGUACUCCAGGUCACAUAGUGAAACUUCCUUGUUGGUAAGUUAGGAAUAGAAGUGCAUUUUCCAGCAGAAACUUGUGAUUGAUGCUGCUUUGACGUUAAUAAAUAUAAAAAUGAAGGUGGAAAAGACCAUUUAUAGCCUACUUAAUGUGAUUUUGAUGAUUAUGCAAACCUUUGAGCUGUGAAGUGCUAAUAGCAUGCUUUUUGAAAGGCAGUUUGUAAAUCUAAUAAGUAAUAAUGAACCGCUUCAAACCUCAUGCUCAGAAUAACCAUAAAUGCAUAGAAAGCUACACACAGCAUGGCUACAGGCUAGUAGCAGUGUGGCUAGCUGAACACUGAAUUUCACAUGAGCAGAAAGAGGGGUGUCACUUUCUUUUGUAUUUGGUAAGUAAGAGUUUUGUUGACUGUUUUUUCUCUUGUAGGCACCAGCUGCUUUUGGUCUUGUUUCCUUUCUAAUGCACGCUGGUCUUGAACGGAAUCGAAUCAGGAAGCACUUGCUGGUUUUUGCACUUGCAGCCCCUGUUCUGUCAAUGGUGACUUAUUUGGGACUAAGCAAGGUAAAUAUUUCAGGUCUAACUUUCCAGAAUACUGAUUAAUAGCUGAGGAGCAUGGCCAGUGUUUAAUCAACUCUUCAGAAGUGCUCUAUCUACUCCUUUUGUCACUUUUAUUUGUGAGCCACUUAACACACUACCAUCCAGUUAGUCUUACAGCUGAAAAAAUAGCAGUAUGUCUGCAUGACUGGUAUUUUUUAAAAACUGCAGCUAGACAAUUGCACAGUAACUAAAAACAUAAUGGAUCUUAUAUGGAAUGAAGGGAAUGCCCUUGUGAAGAAAGGUAGAGUGGAAACAAUUUCUGCUGAUUCCGCCUUUCCUUUUUGCCUCCUGAAAAGUUGAUGGGGGGGGUUAAGAAUAAACUAGGUUCUUUUAUCUGUUUAGAUGUUUAGCAUAAAUGAGAUUCAGUAAGCUCUAGAGAGAGAGGGCAAGUAAGCAGUCAGACAACCAAUACGUAUUGGAAUGAUUCUAUAAAAUUGCUUUAUUGAUUAACAAACAUGACAUAUAACAAGAUGAGGGAACAUGCACUCAGUCAAACACCCACACAUGCAUACACACUCAACUCUCUCUUCGCCAGAAGUGAUCAAGUUCUAGUAAGAGUUAUGGGUGGCAGACUUCAGGAUCCCAGUCCGGCACACAGCUUAGUCCAAGACGGUCUAAUCUUAUAUGCUCUUCUCGUUGUGCAUCUGAAUCUCAUAUUCCUGAGUGAAUGUUCCUGGCAGUCCUUAGCAUGUUCUUGGCACAUUGUAAUACUUAUUAUUUGUACUUGAUCUUCUGUAACUUCUGGCACAGUACAAUACUCAUUGUUUGUAACUAGCAUUGCAUGGCUGGCCUUUCACGCUUCCUUGCAGGUGUGGUACUUUUUGCCAGAACAUGAACAUCCCAUCUUUGAUCAACACAGUUCAGAAAUAGUUCAUUAACAGCAUCCAAUUUGGGUGAUGGUCUUCAGCCAAUCUUGUGGCUCAUUCAAAGCAUGUCAUUCAUAACAGGAUAACCGUCUAGAACAGUAUGGGAAAUGGUAAUUUAAGGAUGAUUGGGUAGAAAUUAACUGCCCCCACCCCCAGCAAGUACCCCCCACGGGAUUAGAGUCCCUUCUGCAACUGGCAGGAGCCCUUUACCCACAGAAGAGCAUGUCUGGAUCCAACUUUGUUAAUGGUUCCUUGUGCAGACAUGCUUUGAAUGAAAACCAUUGUUUGGCUAUUUAUUUCAUAAAAUUUAUACAUUGUUUGAUUGUAAAAAACAAACAAACAAACAAACAAACACCCUCAAAGUGGUUUACAAAGAUUAUAAAGCAAUAAACUUGUCAGUAAAAACCACUAUUCAAAACAUUGAAUAAAAUAAAAUCAGCAGUAAACUAAAAACCAGUUAAAACACACAUCAACAUACUAUAUAGAUGACAUAUCUGGGUAGGCUGUUUGAACAAAAAUAUUUUUAGCAGAAGCUGAAAAAAGGGCAAGCCUGCGUGGUGUCAGCUGCCUGGUGUCAGUAGGCAGGGUGUCAGUCCCAAAGUGUGUGUGCUGCCACACUAAAUACAGAAGAGGUAGUAUGUGGCACCUGUAACAGCACUAAUUCCAUAUACUGAAGUGUUUGAGUAGAGUGCAACAAGUGCAGAAUAAAGAUCACUUCAAAGUCAAGCAACAUUAUCCUCAAAGUGUGUAACCAGUUAGUCACAGUAGGUCUUUGAAAGAGGUCCCUCCCACACCAGGGAGUCAGUAACUUCCAGACUGUCCCAAAUAACUGCUACCGACUGCAAGAGGAUGCAAUGCGAGCUGCAAAAUGAGCUUUUUUGCAGCUCGCACUGCCACAUGGUAGGCAUAAUUACGUGUUUGGUCAACUUCACAGCAGGGCUUGAGCCAUUUGCACUCAGGUCUUCAUCCAACUUGUUCUGUAGCCUAGAGCAUCUCAGAAUACCAAAGGGCUGCUUGGGCUCCACAAUGCCAGAAAGGACGCAUGGGAAUGUUUGUGUCAACCACACGUUUCAUUGCACAAUUCCAUAGCAAGAUCAAGAAUCCUUAGCUUUCUCCACUGGAAAAUCCCCCAGAGCGUUCAGGAACACAUCAGUUUCCAUCAGUCUCUGAGUGCAGGCCAUCUGAGUGGGCCCACCACCCUUACAGGGGGGAAAUUAUGAUUUCAUAAUCAAUAUUAUGUUAACCAUCUGUAGGCAUUCUGUUUUUGCAAUGACUAGUGCAUGUGCAUUAAAGAUAAUAAUCUUUAGGGGGGCAAUGAGGGAAGAUAGCUGUAAAGGUAGCUUGAUUUUUUGAUUGCAGAAAUCCUUUUAGGUCAACAUUAACAUUUCUUCAGAGUUGACUUCUUCCCUGGAAUAAGUUACAAGCAUUAUUAAAGACAGAUCAACUCUGUGUUUUCUCUCCCUUGCCACCCUCUUCUUUUACAGAGCAGCAAACAAGCACUUUCAGACGUCAAUGCCACUGGAGUCGCCAUGCUUUUCUCUGCUGGAACUUUUCUUUAUGUUGCCACAGUUCACGUUCUCCCUGAAGUGGGCGGAAUGGGACAUAGCCACAAACCUGACUCUACUGGAGGCAAAGGACUCAGUCGCCUGGAGGUGGCAGCAUUAGUUCUCGGCUGCCUGAUUCCUCUGAUUCUGUCCAUUGGACACCAGCAUUAAAGGUCUGAAGUGCAGCAAUCUUCUCCUCAGUCUCUGAUGUGAGCAGCAAUCUGGUGUGUCAAGCUGCCCUUUUAUCAUUCUCUCUCUUACCCUGUUAACCACCCCAUCUCUUUUAAGGAGUCAGAGAGACGCAAAGGAGGAUUUCUGGGAAAGCUUGUUAGCAUAGGAGAUGAUACUCUCGACAGCCGGAUAUAAAUUCUGCAUUACUUCCCUUUUCUGAAGAUGUUUUAAUUAUGACUUCCUGCCCUAUUCUCAGGGAAGUUGGAAUUUAGAGAUUCUAUGGCAGAUGAUUUGGGAAGGACUUUGUGGCUCAUCAUGAAAGCAUAAUCAAAAGUAUUCCAUAUGUCAGCAUUCACAGCUGACCUCUUGACAUUGGAUGCUGCCUUCUGACAUCUGGGACUAGUUUUCACCUCCAAGAUUUUUCAUGUGAUAAUGAUGGCAUAACUAUCUUGGGAGAUGCAUCUGGUGAAGAAACAUCAACGGGAUAAAGUCCUAGAAAAGAUCUGUACAAGUUAAACAGCUUGAUAGGAUUUUAUAUAUUGCAUUACUAGGAAGCACAUCUAUUGUGUCCCUUGAGUGUUAUCAUCUAUAUGGUAGAAUCAAGGAGUCACAUUGGGCUGAAAAUUAGGUGGUUCUGAGCGCAGAGGGGUAUGUGCUUAUUGAAAUGGACACUGUGCACAUCUACAAAGGCUUAUUCUGCUAAAAUAGACUAAGGUAAGCACUGUUCAUUAAGAGUGAAGGGUGCCCAAAGUAUUUACCUAUACAGAAGCAAAGACCUUAACAUUUCUUGUUAUUACAAACAAGAAACAUUCUAAAUUGUGAGCCUGUCUGAAUUGAGCCUCCCUUUCUUUCUGAAAUCUGAUUCUGAAAUAUUUCAAUCCGAAAUAUUUCAAUCAACAUCGAGUGUAACUGCAAUUCUGAAAUGCAGUGCCUUUCCAUGGAGAAGAGCCUUCCUUUUGGCCUAUAAACUUAACUUCAUUGUGAAAGAAACUGUAAGAGUCAUAGGGAGAAUCCUAAAAUAUCUGAAACUUUAUGUACAUUCUUGGUGCACAAUUUUUACUUCAAUUUGAAACCUUCACCUCCAUUGUUCUUCAGUUAAUGGUCAUUUUACCUUAAAACACACACACAAAACAAGAAGAUGAAUUAGCAGUUUUUUGUAACACUGGUUAUUCUACGUGACAAAUGUUUCCCCAUCUUUUCACAGCCCAGUAGCUCUUACAAUUCUGAUCUCUUCCAUGCCUUCUUCACAUCCUGUAGUUGUUUGGCAUAGUAUACUGGUAUGAUUCCUCAUGAAGGUUUUGUUUUAAUGGGUGAUUCUUGCUUGCUGGUAUUGUUUGGCAUUGGUACAGCAGUGACAGUCAAGAUCAAGAUUUCACCAGGAAUCUUUUUUUAAAAAAAAAUAUAUGGGGGCAUUUAACAUUAAAAAUGUAAGUGAAAAAUCCACACAGAAUCAAUAUUGUAUGUAUCGUCUUUCCUGAAGGCUUAUUAUUGAUCUACUUUAAAAGACCUCAGCAGGCCUCCUCAGUGUAAUCCAUUCUACCAGGUGUAGCGUACCCAACUACAUAAGGGGAUCCACUAGAAGCUUGAAUAAAACACCUGUUGUUGCUUUUUGCCUGCCUGGGACUCUAAGAACCCACAGCUGCUGGGUUUGUGCAACACGGGAUAUAUAGGCCUGCUUUAAAAAAGUAAAAAUGCUUUUGUACUGAUCAAGAGUCUCUUUUGAAGAAGAAUCUCUUCUCUAUGUUGAAAAGAGAAAUACUCUUAAAUCUUGUAAAAAAGAAAAGGUACGGACACGUGAUAUGUGAACCAAGAUGUGCAUGUCACAUCUUCAACAUUGAUGACCAAAGGUAAGUUGGGCACAAGUAUAAUUAAAGGCUCGAUUUGGCCUACUGUGGUGGGCAAGAUGAUGAGAAAGCUGUUCCUGAGCUGGCAGAGAGGAAAACCGCAAAAAUGGGAACUUGUGGGUAAACGGCAAACUAUCUGACAUAGAAGCAAUGGGUGUAGGAAUGGGAAUUGAACCACACUUAGAACAAUUUUUCCUAGUAUAUUUAAUAUUUGGGAGUCAGCGUUGUGAUUCUGGGAUCUUGAAAAUCCUGCUGUUGGCCAGAGUUGCCUUUAGCUGCUCAUUACAUUUUGGAAAGUGGCCAGUACCUGCCUAUAUUGGAUCACUUUGUAUUUAUGAAAACAAGGCCUGCCAGUUCUGCCAUCCCUGUUCGCUAAGUUUUGGCCCAUUAUGCCACUGGUAGGAUGCCUUCAUUGGACUUAGGGCUGCGUCUAGAGCAUUUGCGACAGGAUCUAGAAUUAUACUGUAUACCUCUCACACUGUAGAAUUAUACUGUGUGCAUCAAUUUAAGAGCGAUAAGUCAUAGAGGCAGUGUGUCAAGAUCUUGAGGUUAGAAUGUUGCCAGAAGCAACCUGAUUUUCCACUCUGGCGAUGAGGGUGUCUAGUUGCUUCAUCUGCUAACUACCACAAGAAAAGUAGGUAGCAAAGAGAGGGGAAUAUUUACAUUAUUAACAGCAACCAGAUGUUUCAUCUCUUGUAUCUGUGAGAAUCCUAACUUUAAAGAAUCUUCCAGACUGGUCAUGGUAAAUGUGGAUUUAUUUCAAUCUUCACUUGAAAUGAGGGCUUUGUAGUCUAGUUCUGCUCUUAGUUCUUAGUAGUAAAAUACAAAUUCCAAUCUAGGCUUCACAGUAGACUCCUAGGAGCCAUAGACUGCUGAGGAUAAAGGGAUUUAUUAUUUGUAACUACUUACAAAUUCAUGUACUUCCAUUAUUCAUGUCAGUUUUGGACUGCGUUGAAAGUGGAAAUCAGUUUAAGUGGAAAUCAGUAUAAGAUGAGCUCUAUCUGUGUGCAACAUUGUUUGGUCAUUUAAUUGGCUAUCCUGCUUUCAUUCACAAAACAGGGAUGAUCUCUUGCCUGAGUUAAACUUGUUGUAUAACAGCUAAGAGAACAGCAGAGCAGACAUAUCAAGGGAACACCGAAUCUCCAAAUGGUGGAAGGAAACUUCUCAGGAUAACUGAAAAUGAUAAUUUGAAACAGCAGAAAAAAAAUAUUCAGCUGCUCAGAGGGCUCAACAACUCAAAACACUCAGAGCAAGCUUGCAUUUGUAGCCAUCUGUAUUCAAAUGGAGAAAACUUGAACUUGUGUAUGUACUGUUGUUUUAUGCUCUUUAUGAUGAACCACAGGAGACCUGGGUGGGUGGGUGUGCUUACAGAGACAUUUGAAAAUUGAAUGUCUAUUUCAAAAGGAGAUCAGCUUUUCUGUGCUUUGGUUAUGUUUCUGAGCAGCUCGGACUUUGUGGGCACAGCUGUAUACCUGAUUCUGUGUACAAAAGUGUAAUUUUAAUGUUUUUUUUCUCCAAGUCAUUUGUACACAUGAAAUCAUUCCAUGGAUGGCUGCCUUAUUUUUGAUUUUUUCCCCCACUUUGUGAACAUUUUAAAAAAUGUUGAUUUUAUUAUAUUAAAAUUUUUAUUAGCUGCAUUGCU